UAAGCAAGACGUUAAAGUACUGUAAACAGUGUAAACACUAUUAUGUAUAAAACUAUAAACAUUUUUCACGCCGAAUGCCGGACGAAUUAAUCAAAUAGGCACUUUUUACCCACUGAUCUUCCCCAAAAACCAACUAGUCAAUUAUUAUUUAAUUUUAUUGAAAACUAUCACCAACUUCCAUCAUGAGCAAAGCACAUCCUCCAGAGUUGAAAAGAUAUCUGGACAAGAAAUUACAAUUAAAAUUAAAUGCCAAUAGACAGGUAGCAGGUGUACUACGUGGUUUUGACCCAUUUAUGAAUCUCGUAUUAGAUGAAACUGUAGAAAAAAUUAAGGAUGGUGUUGUAAACAGUAUUGGAAUGGUGGUUAUAAGAGGAGAUAGUGUUUUAACUAUAGAAGCAUUGGAUCGGAUUGAUCAACAUUAAACAAUAAACUCAUGUAUUUUUCUGUUAAUAAAUAAGAAGUAUGUUUUUACAAUUAUUCUGAUGUAAUAAAUUGAUUUAAAUAUAAGAGUUCA
Rhopalosiphum maidis (corn leaf aphid) is the source of this 514-nucleotide messenger RNA. It is a transcript of the gene SNRPG, whose product is annotated as probable small nuclear ribonucleoprotein G. The record is from RefSeq and is a predicted model, not a curated record. Lineage: Eukaryota; Metazoa; Arthropoda; Insecta; Hemiptera; Aphididae. The transcript is spliced from 4 exons. Bases 183 to 422 code for a protein of 79 amino acids. Gene Ontology annotation, cellular component: SMN-Sm protein complex; U12-type spliceosomal complex; U1 snRNP. Gene Ontology annotation, molecular function: RNA binding. Gene Ontology annotation, biological process: spliceosomal snRNP assembly; mRNA splicing, via spliceosome.